AUGCCGCACAAACACACACGCAAAGAAAAAGACCUCUCUACAUACGAUCUACCCCCUUCGCAGAUCGCAAAGCCUUUACCUGUAAAGUCGCAAGCGCAAAAGAGUGAUGCAGGGAAGAAGGGUCCCGUCCAGCCUGUAAAAAGCCAGAAGCGCAAGCGAGAUUCGAAUACGAAAGAUGAUGCGCCCCGGGCAUUCAAGAGGUUGAUGGCUUUGGCCCAAGGCAAAAAACCACGGUAUGGAUUAGACAACGGUGACCGACCCCCCGGAAAAGGGAAGAAGGGAAAAGCCGAUGCUGUAACGAACACCGAGGCUGAAACCAAAGCGGAAAAAGAACUUCCUAAGAUCAGGCCCGGCGAGCGCAUGUCGGAUUUUGCAGCUCGAGUAGAUGCGGCACUUCCCGUCAGCGGUUUGAUUACCAAUUCAGUUAAGAAUGGCAAAGACCCUCUAGGCUUGAAAGCAUGGCGGACCAAAAAGGAAAAGAAGAUGCACAAGUUAUACGAAGAGUGGCGGGAAGAAGACCGGAAAAUAAAGGAGAAGAGAGAAGAGGAAUUAGAACUCCAUGCAGAGAAAGAGCUGGAGGAGGAGGAACUAGGUGUCACUUGGAAGCUCGAUACGCUAGGCGGCGGCGGCAAGAAGAAAAAGAAGGGAAAGAGAGCGAAGUACUUGGGCGAGGCUGCUGAUGACGAUGAGGACCCGUGGGAAGUCUUGAAGAAGAAGCGCGGCGAGACGAAAAUCGGCUUGCACGAUGUGGUCCAGGCGCCGCCGGAGCUUACUGUCAAGCCUCAGAAGAAGAUGACCGUUAGAGGCGCGGCGGUCGCGAUUGACGGUAUUCCGAAGGCUGCGGGAAGUUUAAGGCGAAGAGAGGAGCUCCAGACUUUCCUAGAAAUGGAUUGGUUUUGGAAGAUCUUUACAGGGGCGGGUAAGGCUGUCAGGAGGAAACGAGGUCGUCAUCGACAUCAUAUACCCGCGCCCGCGCCCGAGCCUUACGCUCACGGGCUGUUCGUCUUAUAUCCUCCUCCCGAGCCACCGGCCGACCAGGAACACUUUUCGGUAGACAUCGUUGCAGUCCAUGGGUUGAAUGGCAGGGCGCGUGAAACCUGGAAGGAUGAGAAGACUGACGCACUCUGGUUGGGAGACUUUCUUCCAGAUGCAAUACCAAAUGCUCGGAUUAUGACGUUCGGAUACGAUUCGAGUUUACUGUUUAGUAACUCAAAAGGCAAAAUCGAAGACUUCGCUAGAGAUUUACUAAACAGAUUAUGGGUAACAAGACAAGGACAGGAGGCUUUGAAGAGACCGAUUGUGUUUAUAGCUCAUAGCCUUGGGGGAAUAGUCGUCAAAAAGGCACUUAUCCUAGCUCAUGAGAACGAUCAUCACUUGGGCGAUAUCCUCUCCUCCACGAUAGGAAUCAUGUUCAUGGGAACACCACAUCGAGGGUCUAAAAUCGCAGACUGGACAUUCUUUCUUCGAAGCCUCAUCCACAUCACAUCAGGAACACAAAUCAUAAGGGCCGAUCUCAUCCAAGAACUUCGCACCCACUCUAUAACUCUGCGUGAAAUUUCGAAAUCUUUCUUGCCCCGCUCAAUUGGGUUGAAUAUCAUGUCGUUUAUCGAAUUGCAAAUUGAACGUCCUCUAACCACUCUGGUUGUGCCCGAAGAGUCUGCGCGACUCAAUCUUCCUAACGAGAUGGUCUUCCCAGUUAAUACCCACCACCGUAACAUUUGCCGCUAUUCUUCAAAGACUGAUCAGACGUAUGCCCUCGUGGAAGGCUCCCUCAAGAACAUUGUACACACUGGAACUGAUUCUUCUGCUCCUACUAUAUUCAAUAAGCAUUAUAUAAUUGAGAACCGACAACAUACCCAGACAACGCUUUCUGCGGCGGAAAACGCCCAAGAACGAAAUAAGCAUUAUCCAAGCUUAGUAGAUGGUUUGGCUAAGAACCAAGUCUCGGGCGCAUUCAACAACCUUAGAAAACACUAUCACGAUGAGCACCCUGCGAAAGAUGUACCUAUUGCACUAGCGGAUGCUACAUGGGGACAGAAGACAUUCAAGGUUCGAGUUUUCGGUCUACAGAAGUAUGAGUUAAACUCGCAGGAGAAACAGGAAGAGGAGUUUAUAACUCUAGACGUCAGCGGCGACACGGAUCUAGACAACUUUAGGGAUAUGUGCCAUGACUUGUUAAAAGGAAGACGAUUAGGAUUCCCAUUUUGGGAUUUUAAGUUCCCCGGUCGGUCGUCGCUUGUAUCAAGCCGCUGGAAAGACGUCUUCACAGUUCCGGUUCAAGUCACCAGCGGUCGUCCUUCCUACAAAAAAUCAGCAGGGUAUAGAAUCAAUGUUGACCAAUCCAUUGCAGCUUUCUGUAGCAGGGCAUUCCCAAAUCCAGUUUCAGCCAAACUCCGUGAAUAUCCUCAACAGAUGCACUCUAACAUUGGUAUGGCUCAAUUUGUCAUAGUCGGAAACGAAGACUGCCCAGGACUUCAUAUCUCAUUUAUGAGGACAAUUCGCGUAAAGGGAGACGAGAAUCAGUACACACCACCAGCGGGAUUAGGCAGUUUCCCUCUGUUUGACACUUCCUCAUACAAGAACAAGCUCCCUGCCAGUGUAGCAGCGAAAGGCGGCUUAUUCUUUCCUAUGCACGAGAGAGAAGCGAUGUGGAUGAGUUUUGACUGUAAAGAAUCCUCCAAAUUUGCCGUCCGCCCGUUUGUUGGAGGCAUUAAUGGGAUUACCGGGGACAACAUCCUUUCCUACGGCUCUAAAUCUGACAGUUCUAUUAACACAGCUCAAGAUUAUAUCGUAGUACCUACGCAAACUCGUUUAGACGGCAUCUGUAGUGGACCUGGAGUAGUCAAGCAAUUUGUCGCUACAAGAUUAUCUGCAGCGGAACAAAAUCGAGAACCUGGAAUAUCCAAUUCCAGUCCAGCAACCAGCGAGGGCCGAACGAUUGAAUGGCAAAUGACUGGAAAGGAUGAGAUAGGGGGGAUCCAGUUACAGAUUAUCCCUGAGUUUGAAACUAAACGAAUCUUUGCAGGUAAUUUGAAGGACGUGUGCCCUACAUAUAUCGGGGGCCCCCUAGAGUCCUACUGCCCAGUGCCGCCCGACUUAAUGGAGUACGACAUUUUGAAUACACCUAUGCAACUUGGAUUGCAUCCUAGUGAUACCAUUCAUGUUAAGGUUCUCCAAAAGUCCCCCGCAAGCCCCAAGCGACCCAAGGUUAUACGGGAUCUUAUAGCAGAGGCACCAAAACCACCAGAAUACCCGUACGAUAUAGAUCUAGAAAUCGAUGGAAUCUACAGAUUCAGAGAGGUAAUGUUUAGUGGAGUGGAGGUUUUCAAUGGGUAUGAUUGGGAUGAUGAAAAGGUAAAAGCGAUAUUAUACCGGAGAACAGGAAUUUUACCUCAUCUUCAAGCUUACAAAGCCAAUGGGUUGGAGUUCUCAAGCGUUGAUAUGGAUCUACCCUUUUUCUAUGGAAGUGAACUAGUCAUCGAACUUGUUGUGCGCCCACACCCACAACCUACUCUUGGCAUCGGAGCGGGGGGCAGCAUCAUCCAAGAGAUCCACCCUGACAAUUCGGAUCCGCGGCUUUGGGAUAUCGCCAGCUCCAAGAUUCUUCACGUUCAAAUCAUUAAUUCAGAUGUAUUCGGCUCUAUCGUCGAGCCUCAGCCCUCGGAAGAACCUACGAACUCUAUGACUGGCCAGAAGAAAAAGCGAGUGGGCUCCAACGGUGUCUUCAAUGGUAUUAUAAGUGUAGCUGUGCCGGAAGGAGGAGAAAUAGUAGACGAAGAAACGGGGCGAAUUGAUGAUGACGUGACGGUUCCUGUUUCUCAUCUGACGUUACUCGAGGUGGACCAGACAAUCCCUCGGUUCAAAGGUCAUUAG
Messenger RNA from Daldinia caldariorum, 3873 nucleotides. RefSeq lists its product as uncharacterized. The record is from RefSeq and is a predicted model, not a curated record. NCBI's taxonomy places the organism in Eukaryota, Fungi, Ascomycota, Sordariomycetes, Xylariales, Hypoxylaceae. The transcript is spliced from 13 exons. Bases 1 to 3873 code for a protein of 1290 amino acids.